AUGUAUCUUCGCUCUUCUUUCGCUGCUCUGGCGGCUGUCAUCACAAUCUCAGCGGCUGCUGCAGGCCCCGCCCCCCUGUGUAACGCAGAAACAGCAUCUGUUCGCAAAGAAUGGAGCGCGCUCACUCCCGAUGAACAGCUGGGCUACAUCGACGCAGUCUGGUGUCUUCGCGGUCUUCCGUCUCAUAUCUCUAAUACGGAGUAUCCCGGGGUGAGAGACCGCUACGAUGACUUCGUUGCAACGCACAUCAACCUCAGCAUGACCAUCCACCGCUCCGCUUCUUUCCUCGCCUGGCACCGCCACUACCUGUUCCUCUUUGAAACCGCCCUGAAAGACGAAUGCGGCUACAAUGGCACCAUCCCCUACUGGGACUGGACGCAAAACUCCAACCUCUACUCAAACCCCAUCUUCGACACAUCCCAACCCCCAGAAAAGGGCCUUUCCCUCUCCGGCGACGGCGCCUACAACGCCUCCGCCCAGGUCACCCUUAUAGACCAAGGGGUGGUUUUCCCCGCCGGCCGCGGCGGCGGCUGCAUUCUCGACGGCCCGCUGAAGGACUGGACCGUCCACAUGGGCCCGACAUCAGUGAUUCCCGCGCUGAUGAACCCGUACGAGCCCAUUCCCCCCGAAUUCUUCGCAUACAACCCGCGGUGCCUGGAGCGGAACAUUCGCCCGUCCGUGGUGCAGUGGUUCAACAACGCGUCCGUGAUCGACCGGUUGCUCUCGGUGCCGAGCAUCGAGGAGUUCCAGGAUAUGUUGGAUCGGGCCGGCCGGCCACCGACUUGGAUGAUCGGCGCCGGGAUCCAUCCCGGUGGGCAUACUGGUCUUGGUGGGGAGAUGGCGGAUUUCUUUACGAGCCCGCAGGAUCCGGUGUUUUAUUUGCACCAUGGCAUGGUUGAUCGGGUUUGGGAUUUGUGGCAGUGUCGUGGGGAGCAGGGGGAGAGGUUGCGGGCGUUGAACGGGACGUUGGUGUUUUUGAAUCCGCCUGAGGCGGAGGAGGCGACGCUUGAUACGGUUAUUGAGUUUGGGGUGUUGGGGGGGUCGAGGAGGAUUGGGGAGCUUAUGGAUGCUAGAGGGGGUGAGUAUUGUUACCGGUAUGAGUAG
Molecule: messenger RNA, 1104 nt
Organism: Aspergillus mulundensis
Lineage: Eukaryota; Fungi; Ascomycota; Eurotiomycetes; Eurotiales; Aspergillaceae
Product: tyrosinase family protein
Exons: 4
Coding region: 1-1104 (367 amino acids)
Molecular function (GO): oxidoreductase activity
Source: RefSeq, a predicted model, not a curated record